UGGGGGUUAACGCUGACUUUGCACUGAAUUUCUAUGUAAAAGUUCUUUGCGAAGCUGUUUCAGAAUGAGCUGCAAGAAGCAGUCGAUGCUCUCAAGGGGCACAAGUUAAGCGGCAUCGAAAAGAAACCAAAGCUGAGGGUGUGCAAGGCAAGAAAGCACUUCGAUAUUGUUGCAGUAGUUCUGCUGCUUAGUGGCUGGCUUAGGGAAGGAGCAGAAGCAUCGCUGAAGGUGGACGAGCCCUGAGAGCACUCCUCAAAGAAUGCAACUACUCUGAAUGCCAGAGACUCACCCAAGGAAACAGUCCUUGCCAGAAGCUCUGGUCCUGAAUUAGGAGUGCAAUGAAGAAGGGUUCACGUCCAGAAAGUACUUCUCCAUCAUUUUCCUCUGCUCCCCACAAUGAGAGUUCUGGAGACUCCAAUUCAAUACUGUGUGAAGAAGCACCUCCUGAAAAAGAUGAGAAGAAAGAUAUGAACAUCAGUGACAUGAAACUGGAAGAUAAUAAUAGCAAAACCUCUGCUGUGAUAGAAGCAAUGACCACCACAGUGCAUGAGAAAACAAAGUUAGAGAAGUCAACAGAUGAGAGUUCAUGUAAGGAGAGAGAUGUGCAAGAGCCAGUAGUAACUACUACAAUACAAGAUCAGUCUGAACAUCGUGGGGAGGCAAAAAGCACUUCAAAGGAUUCUGUCCAGAAACAGGGUGGAACAAUGAAAGAAGUUCUACAGAGCUCAGAAUCCUCAUCUUGCAAGUUUUUGUCUUCUGCACACUUAAAGGAAAAAGUGAAGGCUGUUCCAUCAGCUUCAACUGUUCCACCUCACUAUUUGGGAACAUUAAAGGUGUUAGAGGAUAAACACUUGCAGAAGAACAGUACAGAGUUUGACAAAGCAGAUAGUUUGCGAGCAGCUGUUUUCCAGAACUGGAUGGAAAAGAAAAGAGCCAUUCAACUGGAAUUAAAGAGAACUGAAAAGAAAAAAGCUGAAGAGCUGAGGAAUGAUACUGAAAGGAAAGAAGCUGUUAAAAGAGAGGAAGCAAAUGCUUCUUUUAAUAGCUGGAAGGCAAUGAAAGCAAGAGAAGCAAAGAAGUUGAAUGAAAAAAAGAAGCUUGAGAAACUUAAGGAAAAGGAAGCAGCAGAACAGAAUGCAGAGAGAGCAGAAGCAGCACAGAAGGCAUUUAAAAAAUGGAAAGAGAAGAAAAUAGAAUAUUUGAAAGAGCAAGGCAGACAGGAAAAACAGUCUGAAAGAAUCAGAAAGAGAAAAGAAGAGGAAUUAGCUGCAGAAAAGAAGAGAGACAACAUAUCAGCAGUUGAAAAAUGGAAUGACAAAAAGAAAGAAUAUUUGAGACAAAAGAAGGCAGAAAAAGUCCUAGAGAGAGGAAGAAAAAAAAUACAACAGGAAAGAAAGGAUGAAAAAGAUAAAAUGGCCAUAGAAGAAUAUGAAAGAUGGCUGGAAAACAUAAAAAGAAGAGAAAAACUCAAGAAGAAGCAGAAGAACCUCCAGGCUGUGCAUAGGAAUGAAGUGGCUUUUCCGUGGAUCCCACCUGGCAAAGUCACCUAUACAAAUUAUUACUGAGCAGUCUACUGCCCACUGUACGAAAAGAUGAUCAGCUUAUGCUCUCAAUGCUAGUCUGUAAUUUUAGUAACAGCUGUUUUUCACUGAAUCUGUUAUAGAUAUUGCAUCCUUUCUUUUUAAUUUAUUUGAUCUCUGGAGUUGAAAUGGGUCAGUUGUCCUAUUCCAUGACAUUAACAAAUGCACUUUUUUAAUUAUGCAUUUAACAUAAUGGCCCUGAGCUGCCACAUCCAGCCUGGCCUUGAAUGCCUCAAGGGAUGGGGUAUCACAGCGUCCUUGGGCAACCUGUUCCAGUGCGUCACCACCCUCUUAGUGGAAGAACUCCUCAAAAUAUCUAACCUAAACCUCCCCUGUCUCAGUUUAAAACCAUUCCCCUUUGUCCUAUUGCUGUCCACCCUUAUAAACAUCUGUUCUCCCUCCUGUUUAUAUGCUCCCUUCAAGUAUUGGAAGGCCACAAUGAGGUCUUCCUGGAGCUUUCUCCAAGCUAAACAAGCCCGGUUUAAAGCUCUUUCAAUAAGCCCUGCUAGCUCCUGCACUAGGAUUUAUUGCCCCCUUUGAGAUAGGUGGGUUCCAUGGCCAGGGGAUGAGUAAACUGCCCCAUGAUAGAGGAACCGAAAUUUUGUGGCUCAACGCCAGCCUCUGAGCCAAUAAUACAUUGCUUGUGCUUUCCAAGCCUGCUCUGUGUCCCUUACUGCUCCUGAAUGUAUAGAACAAAAAGUCACUUGAGCUCCCUCUCCUUUAACUAAAUGCCCUAAACCCUUGAAAUCUCUUUUCAUAGUUCAUAGGCUUUUCUGAGCAAUUUCAUCACUGCCCACCUGAACUCUGAGUAGUGCAAAAUAAUCAGUGGGUUUAACUAGUUUUGGGAGUUUCCUGGUGGUCUCAAGGUGUGGGGGUGUCUGCCUCUCCUUAGGCUCCCUCCUAGGCAGAUCAUCCAUUCCUCUCCACUCACCUGUCCUUUGAUUUCCAGCAUCUCUAAUCUGUUGCUUGCAGCUGUGGAAGCAGGCAGGGUGGGGGGGCUCCCACAAUACCUAGUUAGAACUCUGUUCCAACCCUCCUCAUCAGUCAGGUCUGUAUGACUGUGGCAGGGCAGGGUAUCCACCGCUGUUCUGGGGUUAUCUCCCUGGCACCCCUUCCCUCUGGCAUGCCAGCAAGUCACUCCACCAGUCAAUCUCCCACUCACACUCCCUGAUGGUCCUUAGUCUCUCCACCUCCUCCUUGAGCUCCACCACCAGGCUGAGCAGCUCAUCCACCUGCUCACACCUCAAUUGGAAUCACACACAAUUGGAAUCCCUGCCACCCUCCCUGAGCAGCAUCAGGCUCAGGCACUCCCUGCAGCUGGAGACCUGAACAGCUACAUUUCUGGGCAGGCCCUCCAUCUGGGUCACCACAGUCUUCUUGGAAUAAGCCUGCUGUCUGGUGGAGACCAUGUUUAGGUCUGAAGUCUCAGAGACUGCCAAGAGGAAAGCCGGUCUCCCGAGCAAGGAGGGACAAUACUUAGGACAGUUCUCACCACCUGAGGUAUUUACAAAUAUUUCAAGAAUUUCCCCUUUCCUAUCAGAAAUGUUAUUUUAGAAGAAUGUUUUGCAAUUAAUGCGAAAUCUUGCACAGAAACAUCAUGUUUAUAAAUUACAGAGAUACUCACUAAUUCUGUAUUUCAUGUAAUGUUGGGGCAUCUCCUGAGAAAAAAAGCUCAAGAUUGUCAAACAGAGGAAUCUCUGUUGUUCCAGAAGUUUCUUGCUUAUUUGUUGUGUUUUGUUGAGAGGCACAGGGGACUUAAAUGCAUUUGUUUUGGCCAAAACAGUUUCUAUUGCCAUAAUGCUGCACAGGGGAGUUAUCACUGAGAUAUAUGUAAAAGUGAAAUUAGAAGGAUAUUUUAUUUCCUUAUUGUUGAAUGUGGUUCUGUUCAUCAUUCUUUGAAUUCCUGUUUCAAGCUUUAUCAAAGUUCGACAGAAGCAGGUGAGAUGUUAGAACAGUAGGUAGACUCAUGCCCUUUAUUGGAACAUUUUAGCAGGUCUCUGCUGGUCCUAUCUCUUCCUUCCAGGUCUGUUUCUUCCUUCAAGGAUAAUUGUACUUGACUUGGCUUUUAUGCUUUUAUUUGUUUCUUGCCUUCUGUUAUCAGGCUGCUCACCCUAAUGUAUUGUGGCUGGAACAGUUUUUGUUCUACUAAGGAAUUUGUAGAAGAAAUAGGAAGCUUUGUGACACCAUCCUUUGAUUAUAUGCUUUCUGCAGGUGAACCAGAUUUUUACCUGGCUGUAGCACAGGUAAAGAUUAUAUUCACUUCUUGUAUUCACUUGUGUGAUAGCACAGACAAGUGAAUACAGUACUGUCAUAAACUUUGGCACUGGCUUUGCCUGGACUAUGUGUUACUCUGCAGCAGAUCAGCUAUUUUUUCUUGCAUUAGUGAUAUGACAAUGACAACAUUGAUACCCAGAGAGAAAGCAGAAGUUUACUGCCUGCAGAAACUUUGAAGAAGUUGAGAGCAGCUUCAGUGGAUGACUCAAGAGGCAGGGUAAAAUUACAUGUAGCAGCAGGAGAGUAACAGAACUACAGCACAGGCAAAAUCCAACCAAAAUGCCAGCUGAGAAUUAACCCACACAAAUUUUAUGGGGAAAAACAUAAAGGAUGAAUUCAUGCCUUUAGGCUACAGCAGUGACGUGCAUCAUUGUCUGCUAGGCUUCUAGCACUACUAGCCUGAAGUUCAAGGUUUAGUGCGUCAAGAAACUACAUAGCUGUAUAAUUUAAUGGGAAGAUAAAAAUGUAUAGCAGACAGUAGAGUUUGUUGUACAGCUGCCCUCAGGAGAGACUGAGGCAAAGUGUGCAGCCUGUGUGAAAUUUAGAAUGCAGAAUCACCUAGAUGUUUACUUUUGCAGUGCCUAGCUAGAGCAAGUAAGAUAGGUCUCUAUGCUCACGGACUUGCAGUUGAGCGAUGCAAAUGAAACAGUGUUGGAGGUAAUGGCAGAUCUGGAAUAGGGUUUCUCAUAUGCCUGUUGCUAAGCUGAAUACUGUGCUUUAUGGCUUUUAAGCCUUCUGCUGAUUGGAUGGAAAAAAAUUGUCAGCAGGUGUAAGUGGGAAGAUGUAGGUGACAUGCUUCAUAGGAGUCGUGUACCCCAAACCCACAGAAAUUCACAGCUUCUCAGUGAGGAAAAAGUGCUCAGGAUUUGUAGACACACAAUAGAAGUCGAUACAAUUUCGUGUUUGUCUUUUAUAGUAACAUUUUGCAAUCUUGGUCUAGUUUUCAGACUUGUUAUAGCAUGAUUUAGGAAAAUGUGGAGCUCAGAUGUGAAGGUGUGUAGAGUAACAUCAAAAUGUUUCUGUGCAAAUCCUUUCUAACUUGUUUAUUGAUAACAGGAAGAUUAUUUUGUUAUUUAUUAAUAAAGUAUAUUUUAGUAUCAUGGGGUCAAUGUAUUCAUCUGGUUUGUGGUUGUAACAGUUUUCUUAAACCUUUUCUACAUGUAAGUGAACUAGGCAGUAUUGCUAAGCACAGCCUAUGCUUUAUCUGUUGUAUUAACAAUGAUAAGCCUUGGACCUGUAUCCUAUGCAGGUGACAGCUUCUAACACAGCACCCUCUCUUCCAGCUUACUGUGUGCUGCCACACCAGUACAAAAGGAAACACUUUGGGGAUGCCAGUGUUUGGGAAUAAUGGCAUUGGUGACUCAUUUUCUCAUUUUUUUUCCCCAGGUGUUUUAUUCAGGCAUUAAAUUGUUGCACUGGGUACACUAAAGGGACAGAUUGCUGGGAAAAAUAACAAUAAUAAUAAAGAAAAAUAAAGAAGGUUUUACGUGGUGCAUACAGACCUGCCCAAACCCGAAACAUUUAUUCACCAAGAGCAGUCCAGACAAAACAGAGAUGUGAUGAAAUGCCUUACCCCUCUCUCAGAAACUCUUUCUGCAGGGGGAGCGUUUAUAUGAAUCAAAGAAAUAAGAUUAUGUUAAAGAUAAAUAAUUUCCGGUUCCCUUGUUCUGGAUUAGAAAGGCUGUGCGCUGGUCCGUGUCAUAUUUUUUGUUUCAUAUUCACAGAAUAAAAAACCAUUAGAUCCUCUUA
This is a messenger RNA of Coturnix japonica (Japanese quail), 5603 nucleotides long. It is a transcript of the gene MAP9, whose product is annotated as microtubule associated protein 9. Gene Ontology annotation, biological process: mitotic spindle assembly; mitotic cytokinesis; regulation of mitotic cytokinesis. Gene Ontology annotation, molecular function: microtubule binding. Gene Ontology annotation, cellular component: astral microtubule. The record is from RefSeq and is a predicted model, not a curated record. NCBI's taxonomy places the organism in Eukaryota, Metazoa, Chordata, Aves, Galliformes, Phasianidae.